Molecule: messenger RNA, 1869 nt
Organism: Knipowitschia caucasica
Lineage: Eukaryota; Metazoa; Chordata; Actinopteri; Gobiiformes; Gobiidae
Source: the annotation of a GenBank genome assembly
AUGUCCAUCUAUGUCCACAGUCCAGCAGUCAGCACGUCACAUCUGCUGCUGGCCCUCACCAAAAACCCUCUCAUCGCUGCCCCUCUCUCCGGCCCGCUGCCCCCUGGUGCGCCUGCCGGGUCUAAUCUGCUGUUUGUUUGCAAGUUCUAUAGGCCCGAGGAGGAGGACGAGGUGGUGAUGAAGACGAUGAUGUUGCCAGGGAGUAAGCCGGUAUCAGACGGAGCAGACGGAGGCGAGGGACAGUGCUUCCUCAGGUGGUGCCAGGCAGUUAACUUAAAGCAGCACCUGACCCUGGUCCACGAGGUCAGGAACAAGGAGUUCCAUCUCCUCCAAAAGUAUGGAAGUGCACGGAGCACGGCUGUGUUGGACUGCCCCUGCUGCACCAAGAAGGGUGUGGUGCGCCUGGACAAACACCUCCAGGACAAACGUAUGAAGUCCUCUGGCGAUGAACGUGCUUCCCUCCUGAGAGAGGCCAAGAGGGCAGCCAUCGUCAAGGAGAUGAGGGCACUGAGGCUGUCAGACCCCUCGGUGCCGCUGAUCUCCACACUGGACAUUGAUGAACCUAAUGACGACCCUCUCCUGGACAUGGACGAGGAGGAUCAGGCUGUCAUAUCCAUUUUUCCUCACAUGUUGAAUCAGAUCAAUGUCCUGAGGCCCUGGAGGAGGAGGAGGAGGAUCAGGCUGGCGUCAGCCCUUCUCUCUCUGAGGCUGGAGGCCUGCCUGACCACCUUGGAGCGGUCGCACGCCCUGCCCCAGGCAAAGUGCCGGUCCCUGGAGGGUGGGAACGGCGGGAAAGUCCCCACCUCUUCUCAAAAGGGGGAGCACGUGGACAAGAUCCACAACGCAGAUAUGUUGUAUGAGUCGAUGGUAGAGGACUACCGGAAGUUCCGGCUCGGGUCGUGCACCAGGCUCAAAGACCUGGACAACGCUAAGCAGUCGGCCAGCCACUCCCUGCGGUUUUGCCGCUACAUGGCCCAUGGUGUGGCGGCGGCCAACCUGAGUGGGAGCCUCCGGUUCCUAAAUCGCAUGGACCGUCUGCGUGGUUGGCCAACGCACCUGGCUACCAAGGGAUCCAGAGGGACGUCCAGCGGGAGGUGGUUGUCCAGCGGCAGAAGGUCCUCCAGAAGAAGUGAGGAGGUCCAUGCCCUCGGAAUGAGCUUCAUUCUGUGCUACAUGGCCAUCCUGACGGGUCACCGCUCGGUGGUUUUCACAAACUUAACCAAGGAGUCGGUGGCAAAUGCAGACUCCUGGAAUUCCGGGACAAGGUUCCAAGUGUUGGUGGGCGACCAUAAGACUACCAAGUCUUUCGGGCAGGCUGCCAUCGUCCUGGACAGCCAGGAGUUCGACUGGCUCCGCCUCCUGGCUACUGGUUCCUUCUGUGGCGAUGAGUGCGAAGGGGCCACAUGGGUGUUCCACACCCAAGCUGGGGCCCAGCUAAAGCAGCCAUCCUCAUUCAUCGCCCAAGCAUGGGCAGCAGCCGGACUGAAGGGUACCGUCACCUUAAAUAAGAUCCGGAGCAGCGUGGCCACACAGCUCUCCAAGAAGGAGCGGCGGAGGGUGGCCAGGGCCAUGUGCCAUGACCCGGCCACAGCCGCAAAGUUCUAUGUUGCCCUUCCCAGCCGGGAAAGGCAGUUUGAAGACAGGGUGCUGCGGCUGAAGGCCCUCAGUCUGGCCUCAAACACAAGGCCAGAGAGGUUCACCAGGCCUGUGGUGUCCUCCAGCUCGGAGUCAGAGGGACCUGAGCCCGUGUAUGACGACAGCCCUGAGUCGUCUGACUUUGAAUCCUUGAGCCCAGAGCCUGAGCCCUUGAGGCCUGAGUCGCCACACAGGCUGCCGGACCAACUAUUCCACUUUUUCGCCACCAUGUGA